ACGUCCUCUCCUCUCCUACUGACACACAUUUGUUGCACGACGCCGAUCGUUACGCAGCCUUACCACACAAAAAUCGAAAAUAAAUCGAGCGCAUUAGUAAAAACGCAUCUGAAAAAGAGUGAAACGACGGCGUGAGCCGAAAGGAGACAAGUGGUGUACCAAAAGUAAAGAUUAGUCAUAUACGAAUCAUACGAACGUGGGCAACGAUAGAGAAAAUCUUGCAAAAAAGCGCGCACGCAACUUUUACGUAACCAGCGUGAGAACGACAGGUCGGGAAAACUGGGGUCAACGCAUUUCCACGGCAGUAGGUUGUAUGAAGUGAAGGAAUUGAUCCAAGGAAGAAUAGAGGGCAUAAGAAGGGAGGCAAUCGAUUUGUGAAACAGACGAAGCGGUUCACAUUCCAUCAUCCGUUCAAUCGUUUGUCGAAUUUACCGGAAGCGUCCAGUCUGUCAUCUUGAGCACCAAUCACAACACCCAACAAAGCACAAAAUGUUUACACUUUGGUAUACAGCUUUAUCGUGGAGAGAAUACAGCAACGAAUUAUGUUCGUUAUUAAAUCCCAACUGUCCAUCCAAAGCAAAAAAGGAUGCAACCAAACCUACACCAGACUCUUCCACCUUAUUAAAACCAACUCCUUCUAAACCUUUAACCCCGAUUCCAUCAAAAUCACCUACACCAUCACCAACUCCAUCUCCUAUACCACCACCAUCGAGAAUACCGAUUAUUGAACCUCCGAAAUCACGCACUCCUUCAACUCCUGGUACACCUGUAUCCCCAGCUCCUAAAUCACCAUCUGCAAGUCCCCAACCUCCGAAAUCUCCUUCUAGCAGCCCGUUACCUGGUGUACUUCAACCCCCGUCGAAACCACCACGUUCACCAUCGCCGCAUCCGAUGAACACGGAUGCAUUCGAAAAUAUCGAUUUCGAAGACGAAAGCGAAGAGGAAAGUGAACCUGAAGAUGAGAAUUCUGUGGUUGAUAAAAGCCCAUGGGCUAUGCCUAAGAAGCCUUCGGUUAGUCCAAGCCCAAGCCCAAGCCCAAAACCUUCAAGUCCCCAACCGCCGACAAGGGGUAAACAGGCUGCUGGCGCGUUUCUUCAGCAAGAAAUCGGGGCGCAGAGAAAACAAUUCAGAAACAGCACCAUGGUUGACCAGGCAGUCCUCGACAAAUUGGAAGAAGGCUUCAAGAAGUUGGAAGCCUCCGACUCCAAGUCCCUGUUGAAGAAAUACCUCACCCGCGAGAUCUUCGAUAACUUGAAGACCAAGAAGACCGGGUUCGGUUCUACCUUGUUGGACGUCAUUCAGUCUGGUUUGGAGAACCACGACUCUGGUGUAGGUAUCUACGCCCCUGACGCUGAGUCGUACACCGUCUUCGCCGAUCUCUUCGACCCCAUCAUCGAAGAUUACCAUGGUGGAUUCAAGAAGACCGACAAGCACCCACCUUCCCAGUGGGGUGAUGUCUCUGUUUUCGGCAAUGUUGACCCCACCGGUGAAUACGUCGUGUCCACCCGUGUGCGUUGCGGUCGCUCCAUGGAAGGCUACCCCUUCAACCCCUGCUUAACCGAAGAGCAAUACAAGGAGAUGGAAGGCAAGGUGUCCACCACUCUGUCUGGUCUUGAAGGCGAACUCAAGGGUACCUUCUACCCACUCACCGGCAUGAGCAAGGAUGUCCAACAGAAGCUCAUCGAUGACCACUUCCUGUUCAAGGAGGGCGAUCGUUUCCUGCAGACCGCCAACGCCUGCCGCUUCUGGCCAUCUGGUCGCGGUAUCUACCACAACGACAACAAGACCUUCUUGGUGUGGUGCAAUGAGGAGGAUCAUCUCCGCAUCAUCUCCAUGCAGAUGGGUGGUGACUUGGGCGAGGUCUACCGUCGCUUGGUGACCGCUGUCAAUGACAUCGAGAAGCGCAUUCCCUUCUCGCACAACGACCGCCUUGGUUUCCUCACUUUCUGCCCAACCAACUUGGGUACCACCGUGCGCGCCUCCGUGCACAUCAAGCUGCCCAAGUUGGCCGCCAACAAGGCCAAGUUGGACGAGUGCGCCGGCAAGUACAACUUGCAGGUGCGCGGCACCCGCGGUGAGCACACCGAGGCUGAGGGUGGUGUCUACGACAUCUCCAACAAGCGUCGCAUGGGCUUGACUGAGUUCGACGCCGUCAAGGAAAUGUACGAUGGCAUCUCUGAGCUCAUCAAGAUGGAGAAGGAAGCUUAAGCUCUCUGCACGCAGGACAGCACGCGCGCGCACCAAGGACAUCUUCGACAACGCGGCGACUUUGCACACACACACACUGCACUUCUUUGGAACAUCAAAGACGAAUUGUACCUACUCAUCCAAACCAGCAGCAGCCACAACCACCGAACCCACUGACGCACGUUUGUGUCACUUCACCACCCGACAUUUCAACAUCCCUCGAUCCGUUCCGAAUUUUAGAACGAUUCGGAAUUUGUGAUUGCAUCAAGCCAAAGAGUUCAAUGGUGUCUGGACAAUUGUUAGUGUAAUAAUACUCAGCUUAUAGUCGGCGUUGUUUUUAAAAUAAGCGAGCGCGCAACCGCGUUCGUUAUAAGUUACUAUGAUAAGCAUUGGAUAUUACUGUAUAUUAUUUAUAUUUUAAUUGUAAUUAUAAAGUCAUGAAAAUCCCAAAGAAAGACACUUUCAAAAAGAAGGAUGUUGUAAAUUUCGACGUUCGGGCGGACGAAUUUAUUAUUCGCACGCACGAAUUGUUCUUAAUAAAAUAGAUCCAAUGUGAUUCAAAAA
This is a messenger RNA of Dalotia coriaria, 2751 nucleotides long. RefSeq names its product arginine kinase 1. The record is from RefSeq and is a predicted model, not a curated record. The coding region runs from base 490 to 2208 and encodes 572 amino acids. The transcript is spliced from 5 exons. Gene Ontology annotation, molecular function: creatine kinase activity. Gene Ontology annotation, biological process: phosphocreatine biosynthetic process. NCBI's taxonomy places the organism in Eukaryota, Metazoa, Arthropoda, Insecta, Coleoptera, Staphylinidae.